GCGACGUAGAUAUACAGAGUACAUACACUACCAGAUCGAACAAACACCAUCUGCAGUGUGCCGGCUGAGAGUGCAUAAUAGUAUUGAUGGAUAUGGAGUUGCACGUUAUUUGACGUGUUUAUAUGGAGGAUAGCAUGGCCGUCUCCCGCAGUUGAUCAUCCCCCGUUAAACAAGCCUCUGUUUGGCAAAUAUAAUAGACAACCCGCUACUACAAUGGAACCAAAUACCGAUGAACUCGAGUCCUUCAGGCGUCAAUGGCGCGAGGAAGUAUCUGCCAGGACUAGGGGUACUGCUACUUCGCAGUCCAAACCUCGACAGACUCCAAAUCUGCUUCCUAAUGCUUUGUCGACCCAUAAACUCCCUUCGCGACAUCCGGCGGCGGACCAGGUAGAUGAAGAAGAAGUGAUGAUGGUAGCAGGGGGAGUGUCUGCGCCGCACAAGCAUGAAGAACUGGUAGAUCAGACACGGACUCUCCAUGUCACUUCUCGCGAUGAUGACGCUUUCCACCGCCAUCCAGAGAAACCGCCAACCUCCGCCCUCGAACACUUCGAGGCUGCGGCGCGGAAGGAAGCUCAGGGGAACCUGGGCUCCAGCUUAGACUUGUACCGGAAAGCUUAUAGGCUUGAUUCCAAGGUCGAUCAAGAAUACCGGAAGAAGCACUUUCCGCCAGCCUUGAAAUUGCCGGGCAUCAACCCUUCAGCAGCUCCAGUUACUGUCCCAAAUACUACCCAUCAUUCACAGGAAGGACCCGUUCUGUCUACAGCGGAGCUAAUUGCCUCAUUCGCCUCAAGUCCUAUUCUCGGUGUUGACCGAAUCAUUGAAGGCACACCACCCCCGCCCUGCCCAAUCUCCAAAGUCCCAUCCGAAGUACUUGUGGAAAUUCUCUGUCAUGUUGCCCUUUUGGAUCCCGCUACUUUCGGACGUCUAUCCCUUGUUUGUAAACGACUGGCAUAUCAUUUUGCUCAUGAGAAACAUAUAUGGAGGAGGUUAUGUCAGGGGCCUGAAUUCGGUUUUGGGGCCAUGCACUAUGACUUCGCUUGUGACGUGAAUUGGCAUCGGAUAAACUCAUUUUUGCCAAAAUUCACUCUUUUCCCCUUCGGACAGACUCAUAGUCUACAGAUCCCAAAACCCCUUAUAUCCUGGAGUCAAGUAUUCCAGGCCUUCCCCAGGAUCAGAUUUACAGGAAUAUAUAUCAGUACUGUCAACUACAAUCGUCCUGGUGCGAAUUCCUCUCUGCAGAAUAUCUCCUGGAACACUCCAAUCCAUAUCGUGACAUAUUAUCGUUAUCUGCGUUUCUACCCGGACGGUACCGUAAUAUCGCUGCUGUCGACUACCGAGCCCGUCGACGUUGUUCCCCAUAUCAGUAAAGAAAACCUCGAGAUCCUGCAUGUUGGGACGCCCGCCCACCGUCGACGCCAGCAUCACACCUCAGAUACCUCAGAUACUACUCAAACGGCGGCUCCUGUUGCAAACCCAAUUCCUCCAGUUGCCGCUGCCGCACUGAAACAUAGUCUUCGCGGUCGAUGGCACCUUAACAACCCUUACCCGCCACCACCACCUCCCGCAGUAUCCAAUGAGCCAGAAGGAUCGGCCAGCGCUCCGCCUAUAUCUUCAGCACUCCUAGCCAAUCCAAAGCCACCACCAAGCAAAUUCCGACUAGCAGCUACCGCGUCCUCCGCUACCAGUGGCAAUAAUGACCUACCGGAUCCCCGUGAUCUGUUUGUAGAAACUGAAGGUGUAGACCCAAAAUAUACGUAUACAAUGCACCUAGCGCUCCGAUCGACCAGCGGCGGCCGGCAUGUGGGGGAGCACGUCACGUCAUCACCGCCAACGUCAAACCCGUCAAAAAACACGAAGCUCAUGUGGAAGGGAUUUUGGAGCUAUAAUCGACUCACGGACGAUUGGGCCGAGUUUGGGUUGCGGAAUGAUCGGGCUUUCGUAUUUAGGAGGGUUCGGGGGUGGGGGAUGGAGUAGAAAUUGCGGCUACUGCGCUGGCGCUUGCUGGUUUUGUUCUUCAUCGUUUUUCAUCUACCAUUUACGACUCCUAAAACAUAGCGGGCGAACAAUUUUUACUUCUUUUGUUUGUUUUAUGAUGCCGGACAUGAUUUAAGAAGUUUUAUAUCACUGUUGGUGGAAAUCCUAGUUAUGUUCAGUGCUUAUGUAAACAUUUUGCGAGUAUACACUGACACUGCAUAUACCAUGCCAGGCGGAAUAUAUAUGCGAGGAGUAAGAAAUUAUAUAGACGAAAUAGGGAAUUAAAGAAGGGGUAUCAUGUUUUCGAUUGUAAAACGUAUUUCGUAGUCUGUAAAUGAAGGUGGCCAACAAAAUCAACAUAUCAACAGCUAGAAUGGUAAUACCACCCAAUGUAAUACAAGGACACAAAUUAUC
Messenger RNA from Blastomyces dermatitidis ER-3, 2388 nucleotides. Its product is annotated as F-box protein. The record is from RefSeq and is a predicted model, not a curated record. The coding region runs from base 214 to 1974 and encodes 586 amino acids. The transcript has 2 exons. Gene Ontology annotation, cellular component: SCF ubiquitin ligase complex. Gene Ontology annotation, molecular function: protein binding. Gene Ontology annotation, biological process: SCF-dependent proteasomal ubiquitin-dependent protein catabolic process. Lineage: Eukaryota; Fungi; Ascomycota; Eurotiomycetes; Onygenales; Ajellomycetaceae.